This is a messenger RNA of Drosophila miranda, 1050 nucleotides long. RefSeq lists its product as uncharacterized. The transcript has 3 exons. The record is from RefSeq and is a predicted model, not a curated record. NCBI's taxonomy places the organism in Eukaryota, Metazoa, Arthropoda, Insecta, Diptera, Drosophilidae. The coding region runs from base 467 to 1024 and encodes 185 amino acids.
ACAAGGCUCGAAGCAGUUCGAAAAUCAUUCCUAUUUCUAUCUUUGUGUCGAGCACAUGUUCCAGUCAAAACAAAAAAAAGCUGCCUUUAAUCAAUAAUAAUCGAUUCUUUGAUAAUGUCCAAGUUCAAUGUUUGGCUGAUCUUCUGGUGUGCUGUGAUGAUGAUGCAGCCUUGGAUGGGCCAGAGCCAUGUCCUGUCUGCGGAUGCGGUCAAUGCCACAGCUGUGUAAUCCACUUUUGGCUUAUUGAUGGGAGAAGCAACAACCGCGAAAACUACGGCCACUCCCCAGGCAGUGGUAAAGUCAUCCACUCGCCAAGAUGCUUCCAAGGAAAUCGUCGCGGGAGCUCCUGCAGUCACCCCCACAACAGACCCAGUGACGCCCAGUCGGACCCAUAAUCGAGAAGACACGAUUGGGAUCAUCAAUUGGACUGAUCACGGGCUUACUGUCCGGCUUGCAUCGCACCACCAUGAUGGAUGAUAGCGUGCAACAGGAACUCGACUAUCAACCGCAAAUGGUGCCCCAGCGUAUGGCCGAAGAUUUCCUCUUGAACGAGCCCGAAAAUGAUCCGCACGGCGGUCUCACUAUGACCUCGUACAAGUACCGUUGCAUGCACACGUCUUCGCCAGUUCUACCGCCGAUAUUCAUCAUGUUGCAACAGCUGUUGCAGCCCAGCCCAAUGAUGGAGACGGCCACUAAGAUGCACCACAGCCCCAUGACAUCACCACUGUUUGAGUUACUCAAUGACGUCGAAGGCAUGACGCUGCAGAAUAUUCCCAAUGUUAUCGACCAUCUGCUGGCGAAUCGUUUGGUGCUCGCGAGUGGUAUCCAACUGGAUAACAAGGACAAGAAGAUCACGCAGAAGGAUGACGAUGUCACCAAGAAUGACGAGCCCAAGAAGGAAGCUGCUGAAGUCGCACCCACUCACGAUAAGGACGAAAUCGUUCUCGUGUGUCCCGUACACCGUGAGCACCAUGCCAAUCACAAUAGCGAGGUAGUUGACGAUGACCAGUGCCACGUUGUAUAGGUCUGUAGAUCGAGGUAGACAUAGUA